This is a messenger RNA of Colletotrichum destructivum, 1621 nucleotides long. Its product is annotated as Putative galactose-1-phosphate uridyl transferase, class I, HIT-like superfamily. The coding region runs from base 230 to 1387 and encodes 385 amino acids. The record is from RefSeq and is a predicted model, not a curated record. Gene Ontology annotation, cellular component: cytoplasm. Lineage: Eukaryota; Fungi; Ascomycota; Sordariomycetes; Glomerellales; Glomerellaceae. The transcript has 5 exons. Gene Ontology annotation, molecular function: UDP-glucose:hexose-1-phosphate uridylyltransferase activity; zinc ion binding. Gene Ontology annotation, biological process: beta-D-galactose catabolic process via UDP-galactose, Leloir pathway.
AUCCAUUCUUAGUUAGCUUCGUCAAAGAAACCGACACCGUGACUGUUUAAAAUAAUAUCUCGCCCGUCCUUGAUGGAUAUCUGCUCCAGUUCGUAAGCUGUCACGUAUUGUUACCUGCUUGACGGCCCUUUCUCUUUUCACAGACGCUACCCCGCCAUCACCGACACACCACCCAUCUCUUCGUACUGUACAUCACCCAUCACCCAUCACCUAUCACCUUUCUGUCGCAAUGCCCGAGAAUAUCCUCGACGACAUCUCCCACAGACGGUACAACCCGUUGAAGGACACCUGGCUGCUGGUCUCUCCCCACCGGACCAAGCGCCCCUGGCAAGGUCAGCAAGAGGGGCCGUCCACCACGAAGCUUCCCGAAUACGACCCCAAGUGCUACCUCUGCCCUCGAAACCCCAGAGCGGCCGGUGAUUCGAACCCGGACUACAAGAACACUUUUGUUUUCGUCAACGACUACAGUGCCGUAAAGGAGGAGCAGGCCGAGUACAAGCCGGAGAUUGAAAGCAAUGACCUCGCGUCGUCGCUGCUGCGCGCCGAAGCGGCCACGGGCAAAUGCUAUGUCCUCACCUUCUCCGAGAAGCAUCACGUCACCCUCGCCGACAUGACGACCCAAGAGAUCGCCCCCGUCAUCGACGUAUGGACGCACAUCUACGCCUCCCACCUCUCCCCCUCGAACCCGCUCUCCGAGGUUGCCGCUGCGCUCGACCUGCCCGCCGCGACCCCCGAGAGCAGCGUGCCGCCCCCCAAGCAAAGCCUGCGGUACAUGCAGAUUUUCGAAAACAAAGGCGCCGCCAUGGGUUGCUCAAAUCCGCACCCGCACUGCCAGGUCUGGACGACGUCAACGAUGCCCGAGGAGCCUGGCACGGAGCUGGCGCAAAUGGCCAAGUACCGCCACCAGCAUGCCGGACGGCACUUGCUGGCCGACUACGUCAAGGUCGAGCUGGAAAAGAAGGAGCGCACUGUGUUCGAGAACGAGCACUUCCUGGUGGUCGUCCCCUGGUGGGGUGUGUGGCCGUUUGAGGUUUUGGUUCUGCCCAAGAGGCACGUCCGCGCCCUCGUGGACCUGUCCGCCGAGGAGCGAUUGCAGUUUGCCGAGGCCAUUCAGGAAGUCGCGAGGAGAUACGACAAUCUGUUCGAGACGCACUUCCCCUACAGCUCUGGUAUUCACCAAGCACCCCUCGAUGCUACCGAAGAGGAGGCUGAAAACAGCUACCUCCACAUGCACUUCUAUCCGCCUCUGCUCCGCUCUGCUACCGUGCGCAAGUUCCUUGUUGGUUACGAGCUGAUGGCCGAGCCCCAGCGCGACAUUACCCCCGAACAGGCGGCUGCCCGCCUCAGGGGUACCGGCGGCGAAUUGUACCGCAAGACAAUCCAGUAAAUGACAGAAAAAUACAAAAGCCCCGGUCGCAAUAUUUGAUUAUCACCUUCUCUAUUAAUGUUGCUGGGGUUUAGACGUUUUCAUGAUCAUGUACACACAACUGUGAUAUAGCAUCGACGUGGCCAUCGCACUCGUUCAUGACUGUGUCAUAAGCGGAUACACCAAUGUCGUAGCCUGCGUAGAGCACACAAUGCCCCGACCCUGCCAUAUUGACCGACCCUUUGGCCUUCCCUU